AUGCCAGGCUUUCCGCCAGAGCAAAUCGACUCGAUAACGACAUGGAAGAAACGCAAGCGGGAUCAUGAGGAGCCAAGGACUCUAGCAUGUCCAACAACCUAUGUCCCAUCUCGUCGAGUCGAUCGGCCCGAACAUCUCUUUCCGACCACGCUGCCUCCCCGCAAGCGCCGACACAUCCAAGGCCCUUAUAUUACACUCCCAUCCCAGCACCAGCAUCAGAUUCAACACCAACACUCUCCAACCCACCUCUCCCCGAACGUCUACGGCCCCCCAAACCAAGACCUAUACUCACCUCCGGUCUCACCCAAAACCCUCGUGCCCCUGCACUACCCAACUCAACAAUCGGCAUCCCCUUCCGCUCUCCGCCCGUGUCACAUAUGUCACCGGCGCCCAACGACCCGUCAAGUCCUGGACGCCUACGCAGACUGCGAUCUCUGCCACGAACGGGCAUGCUUCAUCUGUCUCCGGCAAUGCGAUAGCGCAUCCUGCGGUGGGACACUCGGUCUUCCAGAAAAUCCAGGCAUGCAUAUGCGCGCGAGCCCAACGGACGACGCCAACUACGAUACCAGCGAGGCGCCGAGGAGGAAAAUUUGCUCUGGCUGUGCUGUAGAGGAAGUCACCGAGACCGGGGCGGAGAUUGUGCGUUGUCUUGACUGCGUGCGUGGUGCGGGCUCAUGGGCUACAACGACUGUUCCAUCUAAUUGGGCUUUGGAUGGUAUGCGGCAUGAGGAUAUGACCGAGUGA
Messenger RNA from Penicillium coprophilum, 744 nucleotides. RefSeq lists its product as uncharacterized. The record is from RefSeq and is a predicted model, not a curated record. Lineage: Eukaryota; Fungi; Ascomycota; Eurotiomycetes; Eurotiales; Aspergillaceae. The transcript has 3 exons. Bases 1 to 744 code for a protein of 247 amino acids.